AUGGGCAAACGUGUUUUAAACGUCUUCUUAAUGAAGUUUCUCUUCAUUGACGUUGUCGGCUUCAUUACCGUGUUUGUUUGUACCGUUCCGUCUGUUCACAUGUGCCGGAAUCACCCGAGCGUGGGUUAUUUGCUAAAUCAAGACACAUGUUUUCUUUCUUUUUUCCUUUCUUUAUUUCUUUCUUCUUUCUUUCUUUCUUUUUUCUUUCUUUCUUUCUGUCUUUCUUUCUUUCCUCCUUUCUUUCUUGAAAGAAAGAAAGAAAAGGAGAACGAAAGAACAUUUUUCUUUCUUUCUUUCUUUUCUUUUAUUUUCUCUCUUUCUUUCUUUUUCCUUUCUUUCUUUCUUUCUCUCUUUCUUUCUUUUUUCUUUCUUUAUUUCUUUCUUUCCUCCUUUCUUUUUUCUAAGAAAAAGAAAUUUAGAACGAAAAAAGAAAGGAAGAAAAAAAAAGAAAGAAAAAAAAAAAAAAAAAGAGAAAAACUUUCUUCUUUUUCUUUUUUUUUUCUUCCUUUCUUUCUUUUCGUUCUACUUUUCUUUCUUUCUUUCUUUCUUUUCUUUUAUUUUCUCUCUUUCUUUCUUUUUCCUUUCUUUCUUUCUCUCUUUUUCUUUCUUUCUUUCUUUCUUUCUUUCUUUCUUUCUUUCUUUCUUUUCCAGUCUGUCUCUCUUACUAUCUAUCUAUCUAUCUAUCUAUCUAUCUCAGUCUGUUUUUCUUUCUUUCUCUCUAUCAGUUUCUCUCUAUUUCAAUCUGUUUGUUUAUCUUCCUCUUCUGUCUCUCUUUCCCUCCGUCUCUCUCUCUAUCUAUCUAUCUCAGACUGUUCCCUCCCUCUACCUCUUUCUCCUUCUUUCUCUACCUCUCUCUGCCCCUUUCUUCCUAUCUAUCUAUCUAUCUAUCUAUCUAUCUAUCUAUCUAUGAAUGCAUUUUAUCUCCCUUUCUUUCUCCCUGUCUUUCUUGUUGCUUUCCCUCACCUCUCUCUCUCUUUCUCACACUAUGUAUGCAGGUAUGUAUGUAUUUAUCUAUCUCUGUCUGUUUCUCUUUCUCCCAUCUAUCUCCUUCUUUCUCUUCUCCUUUCGCCCGACACUUCUCUCACUAUUUAUAUAUCUCUUUAUUUUAUCUCUCUCUCUCUUUCUUUCUUUCUUUCUAUCUAUCUAUCUAUCUCAGACCCUCUUUCUAUCUAUCUUAGAAUGUUAUCUAUCUACAUUUUUCUUUCUUUUCUUUCCUCUUCUUUCUCGAUGCCUCUCUCCUCUUCUAUCUAUCUAUCUAUCUAUCUAUCUAUCUCAUUCUGUCCAUAUAUUUCUCUCAUUCAGUUCAUAUGUCUAUCUCCCUAUCUGUCUCCAACAAAACUAGAAGAACGAUGUUUCUAUGAGCAACAGAGUCAAUUGGCUAAAUACGACAUUUACAACUACAAAAGCGCAAAUGAGGCAUCAGUCGCCAUCUUGGAAUUUUUUCUUUCUUUCUUUCCCGGGCAUAUUUUUCUUUUUUUAAUAUUUAUUUUUGUUUUCGUUCCUUUAAGCACUUGA
Molecule: messenger RNA, 1515 nt
Organism: Acanthosepion pharaonis
Lineage: Eukaryota; Metazoa; Mollusca; Cephalopoda; Sepiida; Sepiidae
Source: the annotation of a GenBank genome assembly